This is a messenger RNA of Brassica rapa (field mustard), 732 nucleotides long. RefSeq lists its product as uncharacterized. Lineage: Eukaryota; Viridiplantae; Streptophyta; Magnoliopsida; Brassicales; Brassicaceae. The record is from RefSeq and is a predicted model, not a curated record.
CUCUUACCACAACACACAACUUCAGCUUGUUGAGGUAAAGCUUAAACUAGAAAAACAGAACAGAGAUGGGUUUGGUCACAGAGGAGGUGAGAGCUAAGGCAGAGAAGUACACCGGAGAUGAGAUAUGCCGAGAGAAGACAAAAGUCUUCCUCAAGGAAAUAUCUAUGCCCAAUGGUUUACUACCGUUGAAGGACAUUGAAGAGGUUGGGUACGACAGAGAGUCAGGUGUUGUGUGGCUGAAGCAGAAACAGAGCAUCACUCACAAGUUCGAAACGAUCGAUAAGCUUGUCUCCUACGGAACCGAGGUCACGGCCGUGGUUCAGACGGGUAAGAUCAAGAAGCUCACUGGAGUCAAGGCCAAGGAGCUUCUUAUCUGGGUCAGUGUCAGUGAGAUCUAUACAGAGGAAAAGGAGAAGAUCACGUUUAAGUCCCCAACCACACUUUCCAGGACUUUCCCAGUCUCAGCUUUUGUAGUCCCAGAGGAAGUGGAACCUGCCAAGGAAGAACCUGUCAAGGAGAAGAGCAGUGAAGCCGCCGCCGAGGUCAAAGAGGCUGUUGCAGUCAAGGAGGCCUAAUCAAAGCGAGAGUUAGUGUUUCUCAGUGCUCUUACUCUCAUGUAUUACCUACCCCUCGUUUCUGCAUGUUUUAUAUGUAAUAAGAUGUCAAUAACAUCAUCCUGUUAUACAAAAAGUACCGUAAUUAUCUAUAGACUACAUUGAAGUUGGUUCUGUA